AUGGUGGCCUUAUUCUUCGUCAUCUCUGGUUAUGCACUGGGCUAUCGAUUCCUCGUUCUCAUCCGCAAACGGGACGCGGACCGAAUGCUGACCGCUCUGGCAUCUUCAACGUUCAGAAGAUAUAUCAGACUGUAUGCGAGCACCGGACUUGCAUGCCUCAUAGCACUGGUACUGGUGCGGCUACGCAUGGAUGACGGUAUGCGUGCACCGAUACACAAGGAAACUUUCAUGGAUCAGCUAUGGAACUGGAUCUUCGACCUCGUCCGGUUCUGCAAUCCCUUUGCGGAAAUCAUAGGAUGGGUGAACCCAAAGGUUUUCGAUUCAAAGUAUCUCGGCCAGAUGUGGAGCAUUCCUGUCGAAUAUCGAGGGAGUGUGGCCCUUUUCUCAUUCUGUACCGCAGCCUGCAAACUUACAGCUCGAGAUCGAAUGAUACUGACCUGGAUUGUUAUCGUUGUCUGCAAUGUAUGGCAGGCUGUCUACAUCUCUGGGUUCAUGGCUGGCCUCUUCAUCGCGGAUCUCUCCUUGAAGCGGCACCCCGAGCGCCUGGCCAAGCAAAUACCAUCUAAUACACCAAGCGGUCGACUGAACACAGCAGAAAAUUUUUCCUCCAGGGUGCGACUAGGAUAUGUCUGGCUCUUCAUGCUGGGUCUGUUUCUGUCGAGUCAGCCCGACGAGGUGAACCUCGGCAUACUAGGACCCUAUCCCUGGAGGUUUCUGAAAGGCCUUGUUCCAGCCUGGUGGGACAAAACAAGAGGCCACCUUUUCUGGAAUGGCAUCGGCGCCCUUAGCCUUACAUACGCAUUGGAAUUCUACCCUUCUCUACAAAAGCCCUUACAUUGGCGAUUCUCACAGUACCUUGGGGAUCUUUCGUUUGGAAUCUACGCGACACAUCCUCCGGUUUACAUCGCCGUCUGCCAGCGGAUGCUUCAACCUUUUCGGCAGCACUACCUGGGCGAUUCCUACAUCGCUUACUUGCCCGGAUUCUUGAUCACUCUUUGGGCUGUCUUCACUGUUGCCGAUUACUUCAGCCGUAUCGACAAAGCCGUGGUCAACUUUGCAAGUCGGGUUCAGAAAACAUUGUUUCUCGACCGGUAG
Messenger RNA from Capronia epimyces CBS 606.96, 1095 nucleotides. RefSeq lists its product as uncharacterized. Gene Ontology annotation, molecular function: acyltransferase activity, transferring groups other than amino-acyl groups. Lineage: Eukaryota; Fungi; Ascomycota; Eurotiomycetes; Chaetothyriales; Herpotrichiellaceae. The transcript has a single exon. Bases 1 to 1095 code for a protein of 364 amino acids. Gene Ontology annotation, cellular component: membrane. The record is from RefSeq and is a predicted model, not a curated record. Gene Ontology annotation, biological process: polysaccharide biosynthetic process.